Molecule: messenger RNA, 522 nt
Organism: Aphidius gifuensis
Lineage: Eukaryota; Metazoa; Arthropoda; Insecta; Hymenoptera; Braconidae
Exons: 3
Coding region: 139-447 (102 amino acids)
Source: RefSeq, a predicted model, not a curated record
UAUUUGUCAUUGUGUUUGGAGUCGAAAUAAUAAUAGAAAAAAGUUAGGUUAGUCAUGCUUGAAUUUUAGAGAGAAAAAAUAAUAUAUAAAUAAAAUUAAAUUUAUGAAAAUAAUGAUUGACAGAGAAUUAUUAAAAUUAUGGAAAAUAAAUAUAAUGCCAAAGAGACAAUUAAUUUAUUAGAUUUAUUGUCAGAAAGUGAUAGUGAUUUAUCAGAUAUUAUUGAAAUACAAAAAAAAAAAAAAGUUAAAAGAAGACAAAAAUUUGUUAAUGAAAGAGUUAAGAAAAAUAAUAAUACAUGUAAUUGUAUUAAAUCACAAACAAAAAUAAUAACAUUAUGGUUUGCAACAUUGUUUAUAAUUUUCUGGCUAAUUGCAUUAUCAUGGCUGGCAAUAAUUCUUUAUGGAGAAAUUGGAAAAAUGGAUACAACAAUAAAAACUGGAAAAUAAUCAAGUUAAAUGAUAAGAAUUUAUUAUGAUGGAAAUGAAAAAACCAAGGUGACUGAAUGUGCGCAGAAAGUUGAA